CGGAUCGGACUCGUGCCCCCACCACCGAAAAAUCUGUUCAUUCCGUUUUCACUACUGCAGGCCAAACGUUACGCACCACUCGUUCCGCAAAGGUUAAGGUGUUUUGUUUGUUUAGAGUGAACAUGGCUGACUCCAAGUUAUUUAUGAGCCCUGAUUUUUUAACAACAUUCAUUGAAGAGUAUCGAAAUUUGCCGUGUUUGUGGAAGGUACGAAGUGCGGAGUAUUCCAACAAGUUUAAACGGGAUACUGCCUGGGAACAUCUCCAAAUUACGAAAGAAAAAAUUCCGAAUGCAGACACUAACUUUGUAAAAAGGAAAGUUGAUAACCUUAGGGCAGCAUUCAGGAAGGAAAUGAGGAAGGUUCGUGACAGCACGAGAAGCGGAGCUUCCGCAGAUGAUACGUACACCCCAACUCUGUGGUAUUUCGAGCUCAUGAAGUUCACCGCAGAGCAGGAGCAGCCUCGAAAGACCAAGAGCAAUUUGGACGAGGACGAAGAAAAUAUUAUUGAAGAGGAAGGCAGUAUUGUUGAGGAGGAAUUAAACGAAGGAGAUGUGAACAAUGGUGAUAACGAACAAACUUUGAAUAGGGGUUCUCCGUCUACAGCUGCAAAAAGAAGAAAAACUUCGCCAAAAAAGAAGAAAACCAAAAAUGAUAGAGCUGAAGAGGAACGGCGCCAGCGUAAGGCUAUUCUAGAAAAGGCUUCCGCUGUACUUAAUCAACCCGAGGACGACUACAACGACCUAGGUAAAACGUAUGCAGCGAAAUUGCGCCGCAUGCCUGCUUCCCAAAGAGACAUUGCGGACAAGUUGAUAACUGAUGUUCUUUUCAAAGGGCUGCAGAACAAUUUAACAAAUUCCACAGUUAUUAUGGAUUAUGGAUAUUCAACUACUAGUUCCUGGCGUGUGAGAGAUACACCUUCUCCUUAUGGUACCUCAAAUAAUUCAACUUACACCACAUCUUCGACUCCUGAACAAGCGAACUAUCCAAUGCAAUCUCAAGAAGAUUAUGCUUUCUUCUGAUAACUUUUCUUUGUUUGUUUAAUUUUGUUUUCAGUUUAACCGUAAUUGUAGUUCAAUCAUAGUUGUCUGUCAAAAACUAGAAUAAACAUGAAAUAAAACUAGAAUAAUUUGAUAAUAAUGUGCAGUAUUCUUACCUUCAAGUAUUCUCCUUUCAAAGUGUUGUAGAUAGCCUUACAGGUCUCAGGUAUUAUUCUACCUAAUGCUUGUGGUGAUAUGAUUGUAGUAAACUUUAAGUCUUCAAACGACCGUCCGGUAGCCAGAAAACGGAGAGUAGCAGUGAGGCGUUCCUCUGGUGAUAUAGCGUUUCGCAGUAUAGUGUCUUUUUUUGUUAUAAGCGGUUUAACCUUGUCCAACAACAUGUUAAAACUUUCAGCUGACAUCCUUAAAUAGUUCUGAUAGUCGCCAAGACUAUCAUUCCUAAUGAAAUUCAAUAAAUUCAUGUGACUAAAUCUCUUUCU
Molecule: messenger RNA, 1477 nt
Organism: Homalodisca vitripennis (glassy-winged sharpshooter)
Lineage: Eukaryota; Metazoa; Arthropoda; Insecta; Hemiptera; Cicadellidae
Exons: 2
Coding region: 123-1019 (298 amino acids)
Source: RefSeq, a predicted model, not a curated record